AGGAUGAAGAAGAAGUAUCUUCUCGUGGACAGCGUGGUUGCAUGGGUGUUGGUAACAUCUUCAGUCAGUGUCCAAUGAAAGCCCGCCUUGAUAGGUUGGAGCGGAGUGUGUGUUGCCGUCUUCUACGUUCGUAAAGUUGGUGUCCUGUGUGUAUUCGCGAUGCUAUCUCUAUCGGUUUUACAAAUUUGUAUUCUGUUUUUGGUGUCAGGAGCUUUGGGAAUUUUUGGAGAGCAUCAUCGACAAAAACGCCAACUGUUCCGCGAGCAAGUGCUCCCUCACACAGGCGGCAAAAUCCCAGAGGACGCGUUCCGAUCUGACCGUCUGGCGUUGAACCGGCUGAACAAGGAGGGCAUCGCCGUCCCGGACGGCGUUCUGCUAGAGGCACGUCACCACGAGGCACACCAUUCCUCGCACCGGAACGACCCCGACAUCACGCAGAGCAUCAUUCGGCUAGUGCAGAAGCCGGACGGUCGCUAUGCGCCUCCGGAAGGCAACUACCCGUUCGACCAUCUCAUCGAAUCCACCUACAUCAUUCGUCCGCCAAUCAGCGCCAAGCAUUCUCUGAGGUUGCCGCCGUUCAAACCUAUCGAGAUCCCAUUAAGAAUACCCUCGGAACCAUUCUUUCCUUCGGAGGAAGAUGUUUUCCACCUGACAAACCACAUUGACAGCUUCUACAAUUACAACCAUCUUGAUGAUGAGAGGGCCUGGCCCGGACUCACGCCUUUAUACCAUGGGGCAGCUGGAAGGAUUUUGAGAGAGGUCGGAACCAACCCAAACAACUACGCGGCGGCUUCAAUGCUCCACCACAAAGUCAAGGAGCCUCCGCCACGGCUUCACCCCUUUCAACCGCAGAAAUCAGUGACAAGGAACCUCAAUUCGCUCCAGAAACGGCCAGAAGUUCCCAAAAAUGAGACAGCUCCCAAUUUCAGCGGCAUGCCGAAGACUAAUUUCAAAUGUACGGCUAGUUCGCCUCGGAUGAUUGCUGAUCCUGAAGGAGGAUGUCAGGUGUUCCAUCUGUGCCACAUGGACGGCCACAAAGAAUCGUUUAUGUGUCCGAAAGGCAUGAGGUUCCACGCCGGGAAAAGCCAGUGCUUACAUUGGCAACAAGUGCCCUGUAAUGCUCGAUGAAAUGUGCCAUUUUAUGAGAACUUUUGAAAAAUCUCCAUGUGCUAAAGACGUACAAAACGUGUUUCAUCAUGAGACAAUAACGAUUCACAGAACUUUGGGAAACUCUCCAUGUGCUAAAUAAGUACAAAACGUUUUCCAUCAUAAGUCAAUUGUAAUGAUUUAUAGAACUUUGUCAAACACUCCAUAUGUUAAAGUACAGUGCAAAACGUGUACCAUCAUAAGAUGAUAAUGAAACUUCAUAGAGCUUUGAGAGACUCUCCAUGUGCUUAAUGAGUACAAAACGUUUUCCAUCAUAAGUCAAUUGUAAUAAUUCAUAGAACUUUCACAAACUCUCCAUAUGUUGAAGUAGUGCAAAACGUGUUCCAUCAUAAGAUGAUGAUAAAUAUUCAUAGAACUUUGAGAGACUCUCCAUGUAUUAAAGAAGUACAAAACGUGCUCCAUCAUAAGCAAUAAAUUAUAAUAAUUCAUAGAACACUGACAAACUCUUCAUGUGUUAAAGUAGUGCAAAACGUGUUCCAUCAUAAGAUGAUGAUAAAUAUUCAUAGAACUUUGAGAGACUCUCCAUGUAUUAAAGAAGUACAAAACGUGCUCCAUCAUAAGCAAUUAUAAUAAUUCAUAGAACUUUGACAAACUCUUCAUGUGUUAAAGUAGUUCAAAACGUGUUCCAUUAUAAGAUGAUAAUGAAAUAUUGAAUGAAAAAGACUAAGAAAUUGUCAAAAACCACAGAUUUAUUGAUACUUAGAAAGACCGGUUUCGGUUAUUAC
Molecule: messenger RNA, 1892 nt
Organism: Nilaparvata lugens (brown planthopper)
Lineage: Eukaryota; Metazoa; Arthropoda; Insecta; Hemiptera; Delphacidae
Exons: 5
Coding region: 160-1128 (322 amino acids)
Cellular component (GO): extracellular region
Molecular function (GO): chitin binding
Source: RefSeq, a predicted model, not a curated record